Molecule: messenger RNA, 3755 nt
Organism: Daphnia magna
Lineage: Eukaryota; Metazoa; Arthropoda; Branchiopoda; Diplostraca; Daphniidae
Gene: grn
Product: GATA-binding factor 2
Exons: 6
Coding region: 417-2720 (767 amino acids)
Biological process (GO): cell fate commitment; positive regulation of transcription by RNA polymerase II; negative regulation of transcription by RNA polymerase II
Molecular function (GO): DNA-binding transcription factor activity, RNA polymerase II-specific; RNA polymerase II cis-regulatory region sequence-specific DNA binding; zinc ion binding
Source: RefSeq, a predicted model, not a curated record
GCUGGUCUCAUCAGUUCGGCCAUCGCUUCCGACAGCCGAGGAACACACUCAACGGAGCUCUCUUAUAAUAUAUACACUCGUCUGUCUCUCUGUUCCAGUACGAUUCAACAGCAACCCUAUCUCUAUCUCGUAUACUCGUUACAUCGUUUGACUCAUUCCAUCUUCAGAUCUUAACCAGCACUCACGGCUGCCAAAUCUAUUUGGUUGACACUACACAGUUAUUCAUUCGUUUGGUUUUUGGGUUUGGGUUUUGGUUUUUUUUGCGCGCGUGUGUGUGUUUGUGUGUGCGUGUAACUCUUUUUUCAAAUCUGUGGUGACUUGAUCUUAUUAGUGACUCGCCAUUCGUCGUAGUGAUCAUAUUUUGGUUUGAAAUUGUAUGCGAAUUUUGAAUCGUUCGUCUGAGUUCGUCGUCCGCCAUGGAGAUGAACGCGGUCGAUCAGCGUUCGUGGUACGAAUUGGCCGCUUCGCAAUCCCGCCACCACCAGCAGGACGGUGGGCCCAACGGAGGCGGAAGUCUGCAACAACAACAGCAACAGGAACAGCAGGAAGUGCAGGAUAUGUUUUUCCCUGUCGGUCUGGAUUCGACCGGAGCGGCCGCCUCGUCCAGUGCUAACAACGGCUCGCCGCAGCAGCGCGCACGCCAGCAAUAUUACCAGCAAGUCCAUCAUCACGCCGCUCAGAUGCAUUCGGCUUACAACACGGCCGCUGCCGCUUCUCACGCCGCCCGGAUGUCGAGCAGCCAGAUGUGCCGGCCACACUUUGGCGUGCCGGUGCCGACCCUGCCGUGGCUGACGCCACACCCGACGCAGGCCGACGCCAAGUCGAUGAUGGCGCCACACCAUGCGCAUCACGCCCAUCAUCAUCACCACCAUCCAGCGCACCAUCCGUCGGCUUGGUCUCCUUUCGCCGCCAGCGCCGUGGCCGCUCAGGCCGCGCAGCAACAAGCGUCAGCCACCGGUGGAUCGUCGUCGUCAUCGUCCAGCGCAAAAGCCACUCAUCCGCAUUCUAGUCCACACUUGCUGACCUUCCCGCCCACUCCGCCGGAGGAUGCGGCCACGGAAUCGGCCGCGGCAGCCGCUGCGGCCGCUGCGGCCGCCACCGCCGCCGCCAACCAGGAAUUCCAGCACCAGCAACAGCAGCAGCAGCAGCAACAGCAGCAACAACAACAACAACAGCAACAACAAGAGCGAAAUAAUCUGUCCGGAGCUGUGGCCAUGGACUUGGCCGGCGGGUCGUCCAGUCCAGUCGACAACAAGUCCUCAUUGUCCAGCUCCUUUUCGUGUUUCUCUUCGCCGAGUGACUUGAAAAUGAUGAGCGGAUUCAAUCACUCGAGCGCGGCCAACGGCGAGAAUCACAAAUCGAACGCUUCCGGGGGCCAGCACGGAAGCGGUGGCAGCGGCAGCGCCAACGCCAGCAGCGUUUCUGGACUGAUGUUCGCCGCGGCUGGAUUCGCCGCUGGAUCUUCCUUUCCGGCGUGUUCGGUGGCCGGAAAGCCCCGCGAAGGUAGCCACAGUCCGGUCAAUAAUAACGGCAAUGCAUUCGCAAUCCCGGCGUCUGUUUCCCCAGCUUCAUCCACCUCAUCCGCAUCCUCUUCUUCCUGUUCCACCCCCGCCUUGCCCACCUCUUCGGCCUACGGUAGUUUGCCGCCGGCGCUGACUCCGCACCAAUCGGCAGGAGGUCAGCAACAGAAUUCCGGCGGCGCUAGCGCCAGUUCGUACUCGUACGGCGGAUCGACACCGACGGCGGCCGACUACUCGGCCGCCGCGGUGGCCGCUUACGGCGCCGCCGGAUUCCAUUCGGCCGUCCAUCAUCAUUCGCAUGCACAUCAUCAGCAGUCGGGCUCCAUGUUCAGCGCCAAAUCGCUCCACCACCACCACCACCAGUCGGCCCGUCCGCGAACCAAAACGCGUUCAUCCGCCGAGGGUCGCGAAUGUGUCAACUGCGGCGCAACGUCGACGCCGCUGUGGAGGAGGGACGGCACGGGCCAUUACUUGUGCAACGCUUGCGGUCUUUACUACAAGAUGAACGGGCAAAAUCGACCCCUCAUCAAGCCCAAGCGCAGACUGGUAAGUUCGGCGGCGAGAAGAGCGGGCACGACAUGCGCCAACUGCAAGACGACAAUGACGACAUUAUGGCGACGUAAUCACAACGGAGAGCCGGUCUGCAACGCUUGCGGACUCUACUACAAACUGCACAACGUGAACCGCCCGUUGACGAUGAAGAAAGAAGGCAUCCAAACGCGCAACCGCAAACUGUCUUCGAAAUCGAAGAAGAAGAAGGGCUCCAUGUCGUCGUCGGCUUCCGCUUCGGCCGGAUGUCACCUGGGCAGUUUCCAAGACGUCAUGUCAAUGGGAGCGGGUAGCGCACUGGACAAGGCGGCCGCAGCGGCUGCGGCUGCUGCGGCAGCCGGAUUCCCGAGUUUCGCGGCGGCGGCGGCCGUGGCCUCAGCAGCCGGCGCUUCUUCCGCCAUGUCGCACUACGCCGUUUACGCCGGCAACGGCCAGAUGCACCACUCUGCCCACCACCACCCUCAUCACGCCGGUCUGAACCAUUCGGCGGCCGCGCAGAUGGGCGGCUUCCAUCACCAUGGCAGCCCGUCGGGACCGCCUCCGGGAUCCAUGGCCAUCCACCACUCGAUGGGCGGUAUCUCCUCCUCCGCCCUCGGCUUGGGUUCUACCUUUAAUUCAAUGGCUUCCUGGCGGACGGAUUUCAGCACUUAAACAAUGAGGCAACGAUGAAUCGAGGAAUCCAGUAAGGGACGAACGUCGCCACACAAAAACUCCACCGUUCUCUCCUCUUUUUUUUUUUUUUCUUCUUCUUUUCAAUCGAAAAUAAUUCGCACACAUACCAUUACAAUGUUUACUUUGUUCCACUUAUAUACACAACUAUUACACCGGAUUCAUCACGACACACACUCGUCCUUUUCUAUAUAUAUACAUACAAAAAUAAUAAUAAUUUUAGAGUAAUAACAAUGAGCAUUAUCGAUUUAUGAUGUCCUCUUUCCAACCGCCCCCCCUCCUUCCCGUGCUAUAUAGACAUGUGUAUUAUACAAUUUUUUUUUUUUCAAUUAGUCGGGAAAACAAAACAAACAAAAAAAAUAAAUAGUGGAAAAGAUAAAUGAAUGAAGCCAUAUAUUAUUAGUGUUUGGCUAUGUUAAAAAUAAAAAGGGAAAGAAAAACGUAUACAUGUAAAAGCAUAUAGAGACAAAAAUAGUUUGUAAACAAAAAGAAGAAAUCAAAUUCGAAUGAUCAGCUGUUUCAAUACAUAUUCGAAAAUGACGUCGGAUCUUUUUAGUUCACAAACGAAAAAAACAUAAAAGACAUUUUUCUUUUUGUUUUGAAAAGAAAAAAACAAAAUUUAAUGUACGGCCUGUAAUUUCCUCAUCUUCAUUUUUGUUUUGUUUGAGCCUAUACUCUUCAUUUGCAUCUCUUCCAAAAGAUUGAUUUGUUUAUUUUACUUUUGUUUUCAUUUUAUUUGCUUAAUUUUUUUUUUUGCUUUCCAUAUGCAUCCUCUUUUCCCACCCCCCUUCACACAUAUAUUACGAUAUAUUCCAUUUGUAUACGUUAUACCAAGGAACUAUAGCAGCAUCCUCCCGAGAACUGCCGUGUACGCCCCCCCCCUCUCUUUCCCUUAUACCCAUCACUAUACUAUAUAAUUAUUAUUAUUAAAUGAAUAAAGCCCACGUGCUGUGUAUGGAUGUAUCUCUGUGUGUACGAGUGUGCAUAUGUGCGUGUAAUAUAAACGUCAAGAGCUUA